GCGGCGCCGCGGGUGCGGCCCCGCGCAGCGCCUGUCCAAUGGGGAGGCGCCGCCUGUUGAGUGACAGCCACGCCGCCCAAUGGCGGUUCGCGGGGGUGUUUAAACAGCGGCGGCGGUUGGGGCCACAACGUAGCAGCGGGAGCGGCGCGGCCGGGCCGGAGAAUCCAUCCAGUUUGGUGGGAACCAUGGAGAAUGUGCUAGGCCCUGAGAGUGAGGAGGAGCUGGCAGCCUAUCUGAGCCAGCUGCGCGCCUUGCAGGAAGGCGGCAGGGGGCCGCCGUAUUUCCAUGAUGAUUCCUAUACUGACUCAUCCACCAUUUUUGGCUCAGAGCCAUCCCUUCCCCUUCAUCCCAUGGAUGAGAGGGAACCUAGGAGGUUGGUGAUGAAGAGGAAGGUGCUGAGGCACAGGCCUGAUGGAACGGUGGAGGUCUCCGAUGAGUCACCAAACGUCAUGCCAUGGAGCCUGGGGUAUUCCAGUGAUUUUUUGGAUGACCCCGCCUCCGAAAUAGAGACCAGCAGUGACACCUUGAAGAACUGCCUGUACUAUGAUGAUGAUGAUGAUGAUGAUAGUGAUGACAGGCUCCGUGAGGAAGGCCCCUCCUCUCUCGUUGGGGAUUUUGGGAGCGACACUAUAUCUGAAUACUCCAUGCCAAGGCAACUGGCCAUGAACUACAUCGCUCCAAAGGCUCGUAGAGUGAAGAGAACUGACCCAGUGGCCAAAUUAAACAAAUAUAAACAAGACUGGAAGAGAUUCUGCGUUCCUGGGCAGGAUCCACAUGAGCGCCUGCGCCGGGCCGUGCACAGGCAGAUACUGCAGACGGGGCUGCCGCGCCGCCCGCAGAAGCCUGUCAUCGUCCCCAACACGUAUGAGGUGCCCACCAUGAAGAAACGCGACUCCCUGCGCUUCGGCGUGCGCUGGGACCUGGCCCACCACCUCAUGCCCCGCCGGAACACCAGCUACUAGAGCCCCAGCUCCGCUGCUUCCUCCUCCCCAACACCCCCCAUAGGAAAAUCCCCCUGGUGCGCUUCAAGCGCGCGUUAAGUUCUGGUGUGGAGGAGGUUUUCUUAUCAGCAAUAUCAUUCUUUCCUCAAUAAAGCAUCUGUAAAGAUUC
Catharus ustulatus (Swainson's thrush) is the source of this 1110-nucleotide messenger RNA. It is a transcript of the gene HYLS1, whose product is annotated as HYLS1 centriolar and ciliogenesis associated. The transcript is spliced from 2 exons. Bases 39 to 962 code for a protein of 307 amino acids. Gene Ontology annotation, cellular component: non-motile cilium; centriole. The record is from RefSeq and is a predicted model, not a curated record. Gene Ontology annotation, biological process: cilium assembly. Lineage: Eukaryota; Metazoa; Chordata; Aves; Passeriformes; Turdidae.